GACGCGGAAGCUUUGCUUUACGACUAUUAGAUUGAACGCGCUGGCCCGGCGUUUGCUGCUUGCUGUUUCUGUGAUCCACACGUGGGCUGCUGUCGGUCUUCCGGCCGGUAAUUCAUUCCUUUUGGUGUGGACCAGCCACAUUGAAGGACAGAGUGGCAGCGGAGGUCAACAGUCGUGAGCUGAUGAAUUUUGCUGGUGAAAAUGAAGAGACGUCGGGAGGUCUCCAGAGUGGAGCUGAGGGGGCGCGGCAAAGUCUCGAGACAGGUAGCGGGAGAGUCAGGGGGGUAGCAGGGACGGAGGAGGCCGGCGAUGGAGAGGCGGGGAAUGGACUGACUGGCAUGGAGAAGCCAGGGGAAGGAGAAGAAGGAAGUGGACUCAGGGCAGAGGAAAUGCCAGUGGACCUAACGGUUGUGAAGCAAGAAGUAAUGGACUGGUCAGAAAUGGAAGAAGGUAUGCCGAAUGACCUUCAGUGGGUAAAGCGGGAGGUAAAGGAUGAGCCCGAGGUGAAAGAGGAAAAACCUGGCGCAUUGGAGAUGAAGCAGAAGAUGGAUAGUAGUUUGAUGGUAAAAGAAGAGACUAUGGAAGAACCAGAGGUAAAGGAAGAGAAAGUGAACGUGAAAGAAGUAAUGUAUUGGCUAGAAGUAAAGGAAGAGAAGAAAGAUAACUUGGAGAUUAAACAGGAGGAGAUGUUUAUUGAUCAGAACAUUAAAAAGGAGGAAAUAAUGGAUGAAAUGAAUGUAAAAGAAGAGAAGUAUUUACCCAAAGAAGAAGUGAUGGUUGAUACAAAGGUGAAAGAUGAGUCUCAGAUAAAUCCCCCAGUGGGCUCCAAGCGGAAACUGGCCAUGUCAAGGUGUGAAACUUGUGGAACAGAAGAAGCAAAGUACAGAUGUCCACGUUGUAUGCGAUAUUCCUGCAGUUUGCCCUGUGUAAAGAAACACAAAGCAGAACUGACUUGUAAUGGAGUUCGAGAUAAAACUGCAUAUGUUUCAAUACAAGAAUUUACUGAAAUGAAUCUCCUAAGUGAUUAUCGAUUCUUGGAAGAUGUGGCAAGAACAGCAGACCAUGUUUCUAGAGACGCUUUCUUGAGAAGACCACUAAGCAAUAAACAUAUGUACUUUAUGAAAAAUCGUGCUCGAAAGCAAGGUAUUAACUUAAAGCUGCUACCCAAUGGAUUCACCAAAAGGAAAGAAAAUUCAACAUUUUUUGAUAAGAAAAAACGACAGUUUUGUUGGCAUGUAAAGCUCCAGUUUCCUCAGAGUCAAGCUGUGUACGUAGAAAAAAGAGUACCAGAUGAUAAAACUAUUAAUGAGAUCCUAAGACCUUACAUUGAUCCUGAAAAGUCUGAUCCUGUAAUUCGUCAAAGGUUGAAAGCCUAUGUUCGCUCUCAGACUGGGGUCCACAUUUUAAUGAAGGUUGAACAUAUGCAGCAAAACUUAGUAAGAUACUAUGAACUGGAUCCUGACAAAAGUCUCCUUGACAAUUUGAAGAACAAAGUGAUCAUUGAAUACCCAACAUUACAUGUGGUAUUAAAAGAAUACAGUAAUGACAUGAAAAUUCUUCACCAAGUGAAAAGUGAAUCUGCUAAGAACACAGGCAGCGAAAACUGAGCACUUCUUUUGGAGCAAGACCGUGGAAAUUCCCAGACACUUUUGGAGGACCAGCCGUAUUGAUGAUGUGAGGGUGUUGUCACUUGGUGGAUGGAAUUUUUUGUUUCUCUGAAAAGUAAUUAAACAAUGCGAAAAGAUUUUUCAA
This is a messenger RNA of Camelus dromedarius (Arabian camel), 1752 nucleotides long. It is a transcript of the gene ZNHIT6, whose product is annotated as zinc finger HIT-type containing 6. The record is from RefSeq and is a predicted model, not a curated record. Gene Ontology annotation, cellular component: nucleus; pre-snoRNP complex. The transcript is spliced from 10 exons. Gene Ontology annotation, biological process: maturation of LSU-rRNA from tricistronic rRNA transcript (SSU-rRNA, 5.8S rRNA, LSU-rRNA); box C/D snoRNP assembly; snoRNA localization. The coding region runs from base 183 to 1607 and encodes 474 amino acids. Lineage: Eukaryota; Metazoa; Chordata; Mammalia; Artiodactyla; Camelidae.